Peromyscus maniculatus bairdii (prairie deer mouse) is the source of this 8047-nucleotide messenger RNA. RefSeq names its product protein phosphatase, Mg2+/Mn2+ dependent 1A (gene Ppm1a). Gene Ontology annotation, biological process: protein dephosphorylation. Gene Ontology annotation, molecular function: protein serine/threonine phosphatase activity; manganese ion binding; magnesium ion binding. The record is from RefSeq and is a predicted model, not a curated record. Lineage: Eukaryota; Metazoa; Chordata; Mammalia; Rodentia; Cricetidae.
GCAUGGGGUGGGGCACCCCACCCCUGAAUGAAAUUAGUUUAGUGCUAUCUGCUCAUUUGUCCAAGUUCGGUAGAAAAUGGCUAACAGAAACUGCAUUUUGGAUUAAGCUAGUCAAAUCAAGGAAGAGAAAAAUGAGAGCCAGAAAGGGGAAUGAGAUAAGAAGAGUGCAGAAGAAAGGGAGAAGAGAGACCAGAAGAAGACUCGCCAGAGGACACAAGAAGAGGCUUUGGGAGAGAGACAGGCACGCACCAGACCUAGAGGAUCAAGUCAUAAUGGGAGCAUUUUUAGACAAGCCAAAGAUGGAAAAGCAUAAUGCCCAGGGGCAGGGGAAUGGGUUACGCUAUGGCCUAAGCAGCAUGCAAGGUUGGCGAGUUGAAAUGGAGGAUGCGCAUACGGCUGUGAUCGGUUUGCCAAGCGGACUUGAGACGUGGUCAUUCUUUGCUGUAUAUGAUGGGCAUGCUGGUUCUCAGGUUGCCAAAUACUGCUGUGAGCAUUUGUUAGAUCACAUCACCAAUAACCAGGAUUUUAAAGGCUCUGCAGGAGCACCUUCUGUGGAAAAUGUAAAGAAUGGGAUCAGAACAGGGUUUCUGGAGAUUGAUGAACACAUGAGGGUUAUGUCAGAGAAGAAACACGGUGCAGACAGAAGUGGGUCGACAGCUGUGGGGGUCCUAAUUUCCCCCCAGCACACUUACUUCAUUAACUGUGGAGACUCGCGAGGGUUACUCUGUAGGAACAGGAAAGUUCACUUCUUCACACAAGACCACAAACCAAGCAAUCCGCUGGAGAAAGAACGAAUUCAGAAUGCAGGGGGCUCUGUGAUGAUCCAGCGUGUGAACGGCUCUCUGGCUGUGUCAAGGGCCCUUGGGGAUUUCGAUUACAAAUGUGUCCAUGGAAAAGGUCCCACAGAGCAGCUCGUCUCACCGGAGCCGGAAGUCCAUGAUAUUGAAAGAUCUGAAGAGGAUGACCAGUUCAUUAUUCUUGCAUGUGAUGGCAUCUGGGACGUCAUGGGAAACGAAGAGCUCUGUGACUUCGUGAGAUCCAGACUUGAAGUCACUGAUGACCUUGAGAAAGUUUGCAAUGAAGUAGUUGACACCUGUUUGUACAAGGGAAGUCGAGACAACAUGAGUGUGAUUUUGAUCUGUUUUCCCAAUGCACCUAAAGUCUCAGCAGAAGCCGUGAAGAAGGAGGCGGAGCUGGACAAGUACCUGGAAUGCAGAGUAGAAGAAAUCAUAAAGAAGCAGGGGGAAGGCGUCCCUGACUUAGUCCAUGUGAUGCGAACGUUAGCAAGUGAGAACAUCCCCAGCCUCCCACCAGGGGGUGAAUUGGCAAGCAAGCGGAAUGUAAUUGAAGCCGUUUACAAUAGACUGAACCCUUACAAAAACGAUGACACUGAUUCUACAUCAACUGAUGAUAUGUGGUAAAGCUGCUCAUCUAGCCAUGGAUUCACCUUCGCCUCCAAAGGAGUACAGCUCAACUUUGCUGGACCUUUUAACAUCCGUCAUCAACUUCAGGAAGGGUACGACGUGGGUGAGGGACUACACCAGAGAGCGUCAGCGGUGGAACAGCUAGCCCAGAAUGGAUUUUUUUUUUUAAUUGUAAAUUUGAGACUUAUGUAAACGUGAUUUCAAACCGUAAUUCAUGUUGUAAAUCAGACUCCAGCAAUUUUUGUUGUAUGAUUUUGGGUUUUGUAAAGUGUAAUUGUCCUUGUACAAAGUGCUCAUAUUUAAUUAUGAACUGCUUUAACCUCACUGUCAAUGGUAAGGAGAUGUUUGGCCUGCUGUGUGACACAGCGGGUGUAGUCAGUCAGUCGUGCUGUGUUUGGACUUGGGGUUGGGACAGGGAAAGCAGCAGCCACAGAGCUAGAUGCUCAUGUGCACAUGGCAGUGAAGACUUUUAAAAUCUUACAAAGCUCAGCAUCCAGGGAGCAUGGAAGACUGUGUUCUGGCGAGGGAUUGGCUUGUUAAUGCGGCCAUUCCUUCUUACCUGUCUCUAGGAUGUCCUCUCCUUGCAGCCGAGAGUAUUGCAGGUGAUACCAUAUAUUCAUAAGAGUAUCAAGUUGGGGCUAAAAUGCCUUGAUUCUUUGCACCUCUUUAUGAGUCCUUACAUUCAGUUACUAAUUGGUGAGCAGCAGCUUCCUACACAGUAGGAGACUGCCACAUUUUUCCUAUCAUGAUUGGCUGGGCCUGCUGCUGUUCCUAGUAAGAUAUUCUGAAUUCCAUUUUAUCAAUAAAGCUUGGUUUAACAAACAAGAAAUUUAAUCAUGUACGUGUAGUUCCUCUCACCCCGGCUUUCAAGACCCCAUGCUAUUGUAAAUGGGACAUUUCCUUCUAGGGAAAGGUGUCAGUCUCCUUAAAUUGGAUGAUGGUGUUACCCCAGGUGCAGAUGGAUCGAAAGAUCGAAGUCUGUGUUGUCCUAACCUGUUUUUAAAAUGAGUUUCUUUCAGGCUGCUUACUUCUUAGUAAGAUGUGUGUCAGCUUGAAUUUACCUACUGUUAAUUAAAAGAAUUGUCAACGUUUGACAAUCUUAACACUAUGAUAGAUGUGUGUGUGUCGAAUGUGUGUUUGCCUGUAACUUUUCAUUGACCCACGUCUUUAGAAUCUAAGAGGUUAAGAUGUAUUUGUGAUUUGAAAUAUAGCAUGUUGAUAAUAUUUAGCUGUUGGCCUUUAAAAAUAAAUUUCAAAGCUUAAGGAAUUGUAGAUAUAAAAUACCUAAUUUAAUUUAGGCUUAAACCCCUCUGAUUAAGCAUGUAAGAGUAAGUUUUACAGUCUGUCACAUUAUAAAGACUACUGUUCUGUACCCGUCUGUAUUUCCGUCUCUUUAGGUUGAGUGCUGUAUUUAUCAACAUGCGAUUGACUCGGUUAGUAGUCAGAUGCCCCAUUAGGAAACAAUUAAAAUAUGUUUAGUACAAAGUCACAACUUUGUGUACAAAAGUUAGUGUAAUACAUUUUGUUCUAUUUGUUUUUCCCAAACUUGGAAGUAGACGUGUUUGUAUAUACAGCCUUAAAACCACUGUACCGUUAAGGGUCUCGUAGGAAAGCACUGUGAAGUGCCGCAGACUUGAGUAGCUACAGUACCAGCGGACUCUUCAUUAUCCCUCUCGGGAGGUGAUUCAUGUAACUUCAUUGUAUUUAAUUUAUAUCUUAGUCCAGCAUGAAUGAAGAAAAGCUGAAAUAUUAUUUAUAUUUAGAAAUUCAUAACAGUCGGAAUUACAGAGCCAAUUCCAAACUUAAUAAAUGCUUAAUGUCUAAAUCUGUGGGAGAGUUGGAAGUAUGGUAAUGUUCUAAGCUAUGGCUUGCAAAGAUGUACAUGUGCAUUUCAUGAAAGCCAAUGAUGCUUCUAACACAGGCAGGGCUCUAGGCUGACAGCUGAAGCUGAGAUCCUGACGGACUACCUGGGUCCUUCGUUUUUAAGAAGUAACCUGAAAACCUUUAGUUUUAGAAAUAUCAAAACCUCAAGCCAGUUUGCUUGUGGUAGCUUUUGAAAUUGAAACUUACAUGAUGGAAAGCUGUAUUUCAAACGACAGCACUUAGUUAAGUAAACCUUGUUUGAGAUUGUCUCAACAAAAAAGGAAAUUGGAAUGCUCUGCUAUUGAGGUGGUUAAUUUUGAAGGCUGGAGUAAGAAGCACUGUGAUCUGAGAAUACUCAGUCUUCCCACAUGAGGCAGCACUGUAUUGGCAAUCAUUUUGCAUUAUAGAACUACAGGAAGGAGGUAUGCAUUGUAAAAGCAGAUUUGGACUACUUCCUGGAAAAAUGGCUGUGGUAGAAGCCAGCAACACUUUUGGAGGGAAUGUUCAUGCCUGCAUGGUACACUUCAGUCUUGAUCCCUGUCCCGUUUCCUGCUAAUUAACAUCUCAGGACAAAUGCCACAAAAAAAAAAUCUGGAUGUGUGACUUUUUGUUUUGUUCUGUUUUAUGUAGAGGGGGAAAGUUCUUCUGUGAUGGUAACAUAAAAUGCAGAGUGUACUUUCACGUUAGUGAAAAAUUCAGUUCUGCAGAGCAGGCUUUUGCUAAUUUACAUUAAAAUUUUUGAGGAAGCCAGCGCACACCUUUCAUCCCAGCACUUGGGAGGCAAAGGCAGGUAAAUUUCUGAGUUCAAGGCCAGCAUGGUCUAUAGAUCGAGUUCCAGGAUAGACAGGGUACACAGAGAAACCCUAUCUCAAUCCCUCCCCCACUCCUAUUUUUCAUAUCUCUUACUGUUUUAACAAGUGAUCAUAAAAAUAAAAUAAGUGAGGCAUGGUGGUGCACGCCUCUAAUUCCAGCACUCUGGAGGCUGUGGCAGGGGCACCUCUGAGUUCGAGGCAGGUGUGGGUUGGUCUGCAUAGUUCCCGGACAGCCAGGGCUACACAGUGAGACCCUGUCUCAUCUGAUUUUCACUUUCUUGUGGGAUGUCCUUCCGCUUAUAACAAAAGUGUUCUGAUAACAUAAACUUCAUAAAAACCCAAGUGGUCACUCUUGGCUUCAGAAUACUUCUCAAGCAUCUUCAGUUACUGUGCAUUUAUUUGACUAGAUAACCGAGCAGCUGUGCUUCUUAUACCACAGAGUAUCAGCAACUUGGGGUGGAAAAGCCACUUGUGGGGGCUCUGUCUGCAGUCUUAGCACUCGGGAAGCUGAAGCAGGAGGAUCAUAGGUUUGAGACUACACUGGCCUACUAAGUGACUGACGCCCCAUCUGAAAAAAAAAAUUUUUUUAAAAAAUGAAAGAAUAAUGAGUUACAUGAUACAAAUAGUUUGAAUUACAGAACUGCUUACAGUGACUGAACAUGUUAAACCAGCUAAGCUCAGCUUUUCCACAAAGUGUUAAAUGUUACCAAAAUACUGUUCUAGGUUAAGUCCCUGGAGGACCGUAGAGAGAUGAAGUAGGUCCUUGUUCUCAGGGCAGAAUUUAGAAUCCAGUGUAUGUAUUAUAAGUGGAUCAUUCAUAUAAAGAAAAAUGCAUUGCCCACCCCCUCCUUACCUAGGACUUUCUUCAACAAAGUAGGUCACUACCUGCAGGAAUAGUUGCUUUUCCUUUAUUCCCCCAAAUUGUUUCUUCUCCCCCAAAGUUGAAAUUAUCCAAUAGAUUAUGCUCAGCGUAAGAGUACAUUGGACUGCUGAGGUGUGUCUUAGCAUUUGGACAGAGUACUUGGUUAUCUGUAAGAAAUGGCCUUGACUUUCCCUACCGACAGCAGCAAGUCACAAGCAAGGAAUGGAUGGAUGUCCUAGAGUUCUCCAACCCCCAGGAUACAGGUGGGAUCUCAGCUUAGAGCCUCCUGCAGCUUCUACCUUAAGUAAAACUGUGGUCUUCGUGGUACAGCACCAGUGUUCAUAGGAAAUGGUUGUGCUAGCUCAUGUGGAUUAGUAUUUAGAGUAGCCAUACUUACUGCCUGUCCUUGCUGAACAAAAGACUGAUUAAUUGGUUUUGUUUUAAUUUCUAAUUUCAUGUUACACUUCUAGUUCAAACUUGGCUGGUUUUACAGUAUAGAAUUUGGUAUCCUAAAAGUUGUAAAUAUUUUAUAGCAUGUAAAUGUUUCUCAUUUGAGGUUUUUUUGUUUGGAGGGACCUUCAAGGAUGUUAUAUAUUCUCACAUAUUCUGGUGAUGAGAUAAUGAGAUGACCAUUUUAAACUUGUUAGUCUUCUAAUUAGAUUGUCUUUCAGACAUUUGAAAGUCUUUAAUUUUAGAAGCCUGAUUUCACUUUAUAUCCUCCAAUAAUGUGCUAUGUGUUUUGGUUUGCAGUUGUCUUAAAUUAUAUAUUAUUUCAGAAUAUGCUUGAAAUAUUUAAGAACAUGUUUUCCUAAAUGUGUAAUACUAUGUUAGUAACUCAGCUAAACAUUAUUACUGGUAGAAUGCAGUGUGACCGGCGUUGGUUCUGCUGUAUUGUCAAAUGGGCAUUUUCCAUCUAGAGUCAACUCAGCAUAAAGUCUUUCCUUUUUAUGUGCCCUGUAUUCAGCUACUGGCUUCUGCUUUCUUCCUAUCCAUUGAAACGGCAUGGUGGAGUGUCAGAAAACUCAGAUAGAGCCAGGCAUGGUGGUACACAGCUUUAAUCCCAGCACUUGGGAGGCAGAGGCAGGCAGAUCUUCUUGAGUUCAAGGCCAGCCUGGGCUACAGAGCAAGUUCCAGGGCAGACAAGGCUACACAGAGAAACCUUGUCCUCCCCCUCCCCCCUGAAAAAAUCAAAUGGUAUUCAAAUUGCAGUUGCUUUUACAAGACGGGAAAGUUGUUUAAGUUGAAAUAACAGUAAAUGACCGGUUUUCUUCGUAUUAUUCAUGAACUGUCGGCCCCAGCUUCCAUUUCCUCCCCUCUCUUGGGUGCCCCCCCCCACACUUAAAUAGAAAGGCCAGUUCUAUUCUCUUGAACCAGAAAAGCCAUUUAUUACCUCAUCAAGGCCAAUUAAUACUUUAUUAUACUUGGUUGAAAGCAAGAAAACUCAGGAUGUGGGAUAGUGGGGGAGAGGCACUAUGAUUGCUUUGGACCUGGCUGUCAUUGUUCCAGAACUGAGUGUCACAGAAGUCAGCCAGAGGCAAGUGAGUUUGCUUUUCUGAUCUGCUGUUUGUCACUGAUUCAACACAAGCAACUUGAGAAACAGAGUGUUUAUUCACCCAAACCCACCCCUCUGCUCGACAUUGCUCCAAAUCCCACUCUCUCCUGGCUGCCUUCUCAUUGAAUGUUUAGGAUAAUUGUUCAUUUUAUCUAGUCCUGACUAAUGAAAGACUGCUGAGCACUCUGUGUGUCUGUGUGGUCCUGUCUGAAGUGAGCUAGUGUGUGUAGAAAUUGGAGAGCUAUAGGACAAAAUUAGAUCUUGUUUGCAUACAUUGAAUAGUGCAGGUUUGUUCUUGAGGGGCUCCUUAAACUUUUGGGGGUCACAACCCUUUGAGGGCUGACUGCACCUGGGAAAGUGCAGAUGGUGUAUAUAACUCCCCAAGAAUGUCUGCUUGGCCUGGUCAAGACCCUCCAUUGUAAUAGGUCACCAUCCUCCAGCAGAGCCCCAGAUAUUCCAAGAGCAUAAAAAUCCAUCCGAAGGAAUUGUUUGACUUUGAAAACAGUAAGGAGGUGAGUGGGCACCUGGCGGGAAUCUCGUAUGAGGGGCUUUUGGUUUGGGUUGAUUGGCUAUUUUGUUUUUGUUUUUGUUUUUUGUUUCUUUCCUGAGGUCCUGUGUUGUGGGAACCUAUUUGUAAAGGGGGAAGAACGGUGAUUAGGCCAGUUAGGGAGGUUGAUGUCUUUUAAGGUUUGCUACUCCUGAAUCUCAACAACAAAAAGCGAAAUGGAAAUUGAAUGUGUCUGGUGUGCUCCUGACCCUCCAGAGUGUAGCUUAAUAUGUUACCAACACGUUAGCUGUCAGGUCUCACUCAGGUUUUAAGAUUUUCAUUAAAUACUAACUUAAUUUCAGAUGCUAAGGAAUUACGUACUUUAAAAAGAAUGUUUAAAAUAAGGUCUUACAUAGCAAUGUAGAAGAUUAUUGAUAUUGCUACAAAAGAUAGCAUAAUUACAUUGAAAAAUGGUUGUUAAAUUUGUUGCCAAAAUUUCAUGUUCAGUUCUAGCUUGAUUUGUGUUUGUGGAAGUAGAAACAGAAUUCAUUAUCUUACCUGGCUAGCCCUGAAAUAACGCCAUAGCAUAUCUGCAGGAAGGUACCGUGUAGCAGUGAUGCCCAGCAUUGAUUAGUUUUAUAAUUGUAAUUAUUUCACUUCAUUUAUAUGAGUGUUUUGAGUGGGGAGACAUGUACAUGUUAAAAGCAUGUUGCAUUAUACAUAAAUUCAGUUUUUUAAACUUAAUCAAUGUAAGAACUGCAGAAAUAUUUUUCUUAAACAUAAUAUGUAACAGAAUUCUCCACUUUGCAGUUUAUGUGACCCACAGUUUUAAAGAAAUUCCAUAAAUGUAUAUUUUGUAUUAUGUACCAUUUCCUGGUCCAAAGAAAUAUGUGAAUUUAGUUCUAAUUUUAAGAAUGUACUUUUGUUUUCUAGUUCUUUGAAAAACUGCAUUCAGCCUGUGAAUGGUCACAGAUUGUAUGUGAGAUGGAACGUAGAGAUUCUAGUUUGCAAAAUCAGUGCCACUAAAUAAAACAGGCAAUUGCAUAA